This is a messenger RNA of Cryphonectria parasitica EP155, 1422 nucleotides long. RefSeq lists its product as uncharacterized. The coding region runs from base 242 to 1174 and encodes 310 amino acids. Lineage: Eukaryota; Fungi; Ascomycota; Sordariomycetes; Diaporthales; Cryphonectriaceae. The record is from RefSeq and is a predicted model, not a curated record. The transcript has 3 exons.
CGAUUUUCUAUCGCAUACACUCGUUCCUCGAUCCAUAAUAGCGAAUCCCUGUUCGCAUCUGCUUACGACGACGAGCAGGCGAAAUACACAAAACCACAUCACCACCUGAGCAUACAUCAAAUCGUACCCAGACAACAGCUAGGUGUGGGGUUGAAGAGCGAGGACUACAAGGAGCGAUAAGGGAAUAACAAAAGGCCAUACCGUAUCCCAAGAGUCCUUCGAGGCGAAAGCAGCCAUCACGAUGGCCCCUACAAUACCUACCGAAGCCCUCCGCGGGCUCGACAUCCCUCGAAACCCCAAUGCGGCCAUAGUAUCGGCAGCGAAGCGCACGCUCGCCGAGGCAGGCCCCCGUGUCCUCCGCGCUGCCGGGCCAACGAUCGUCUUUCGGCGGGCCAGCCUGGCGCUGACGUCGGACGCGCAGCGCAUCACAGUCGGUGUCUUUUGCGGCUACUUCCUCGCCAUCGUCAUCCUCUGGUACUUUCCCGUGCGUUUUGUGCGGGCGCUCCUCAAGCCGUUCAAGCUGCAAGCGGUGGCGUUCCACGAGCUGGGCCACGCGAUCGCCUGCAAGCUCACGUGCGGGCGGGUGCACCACAUCACGCUCGACAUCAACGAGGGUGGCGCGACACAGAUGAGCGGGGGCCUGGGCGCCGUCACGUACCCGGCUGGCUAUCUGGGCAGCUCGCUGGUCGGGUCGCUGAUGAUCUUUUGCGGGUUCGACAUUGUGGCCAGCAAGGUUGCGAGCCUGGUGAUUGGCGUGCUGUUCCUGUUGUUGCUGUGGUGGGGCGGCGAGAAGAGGUGGAUCGCCCCGGCCAUCAUCUUGUUCAACACCGGCCUCCUCGUGGCGUGUUGGUUCAUUGCGGACUCCGAGGCCCUGCGCUUCUAUGUGCUUUUUGUCGGUACCCUGACAGCCACAUACAGUGUCUGGGACAUCUUCGACGACUGCAUCAGGCGGGACGUCGAGGGGUCUGAUUCGCACCAGAUGGCCAGGAACGCCAGGGAGAGCGGUCUGUGUAUGUGCUUCUGCGUCAGCAACGGCAGGGUGUUGGGAAUCAUCUGGUGGUUCAUAUCACUGGGCCUUAUCGUCGCCGCGAUUAUCUGCGGCAUUCUUGCGUUCCCGGAGUCCGAGUCGACGCAGAGGACGAACUCGGACAAUUUCAUCGACGCGACGUCUUGAGGGAUGGAUAGGAGGGGGCAUUUUCCUUGGGAAUCUGGCUUGCUGAUAGGGGAUGCCAUGUCCCUGUUUAGUAGGAUGGCUGAGGCGCUACUGACAAGCCCUGAGGCUUAGAGUGUCAGUACUUGGCUGGUUGGUGAGGUGGUGACCGUUGUACGGCACUGUCUUUAUGUUUGGUUUUUUAUCGCUCUUAUUCGCCGAGAUUCUUGUUCUGUAUGAUACCCACAAAUGAAUAAUGCGUUCUUACCACC